AUGUCUGCCAUUUUAACAACUCUGGGCCUCCGCGCUGCAGCUGGCCAACAGCCAGCAAACCACGCCGCUGGGUUCCUGGUGGGCAACUGGUUCCUCGCGUUUUGCUUCAUGAGCAUUCGUGGUGAGAAGAUGUAUUAUGGUCUCGACCAUAAUGACUCCCCGCGCGAAGACUUGUCUAAGUACGGCGAACGCGCUGUUCAGGAAGGCAAGCUGAGCCGUCGCACGCUUGAGAAGCUCAAGCGGAAGGAGGCUGCGCAUGCGAACGCGCAGGAGGGAUAUCCGCUGUUUGUUGCGGCGAUGUUGCUGUCCUUGUACGCCGGUCUCCCCAAUGAGACCAUCAACGGCAUUGGUAUUUGGUAUACCCUUUCACGCGUUGCGUACAGCUUUGCCUACUCGUACAUCGACUCGCCAACUGUGAGCUAUCUUCGUUCUGUGACUUGGUGGUCGGGUAACAUCAGCUGCGUCACUGCUCUGGUGCUGGCUGGCAAGAAGCUGUAA
Molecule: messenger RNA, 498 nt
Organism: Penicillium canescens
Lineage: Eukaryota; Fungi; Ascomycota; Eurotiomycetes; Eurotiales; Aspergillaceae
Product: MAPEG family protein
Exons: 3
Coding region: 1-498 (165 amino acids)
Cellular component (GO): membrane
Source: RefSeq, a predicted model, not a curated record